AACCCACAAAACAUUAUCGAAAAAACCGCGCAUCGUGGUUCUAUUACGCGAGUUUCAUUGCGCGAGCGAGAUAAGAUCACUGGAUGGCCUCGAAUGCGGUGCUCGGGAAGCUGAUUUUAGCGGCAACGUUCGGUUCGUUUCUGUACUACGUCUUCUGGGUGGCGGUGUUGCCGUUCAUGGUGAUUGAAGGCGAAGAAAGCUGGAUCUACUCCCUGUUUCCACCGAUGCAAUUUGCGUUCCUCGUUCCGGCGACAUUCGGCGUGGCACUGAUCGGUGGGCUUUCACUGUUCUCGGUCUACCACUUGCGCGAGCAUCUCGGCGAUCGGACGGCGUAGAUUGAUCGAGGUAAGCAACGUUCGCGUUAGAAAAUCUGUAUCUUUUCUCUCAUUGGGUGAGCAAUGAUAAAAAGAUUAGCUCUAGUGACAGCGAGCAUCCUCCCUAAAGACCUCCAACGGUAAGCCAGAGGCUUUUGGGACACACAACAACCAAUCACCGUAAUCGCCCGCCGUUGUCUGUCACGGAGAUAAGGAACUCGCUCGGUGAUAAGUCGGUG
This is a messenger RNA of Anopheles bellator, 553 nucleotides long. RefSeq lists its product as uncharacterized. NCBI's taxonomy places the organism in Eukaryota, Metazoa, Arthropoda, Insecta, Diptera, Culicidae. Gene Ontology annotation, biological process: GPI anchor biosynthetic process. Gene Ontology annotation, cellular component: dolichol-phosphate-mannose synthase complex; endoplasmic reticulum membrane. Bases 84 to 335 code for a protein of 83 amino acids. The record is from RefSeq and is a predicted model, not a curated record. The transcript has 3 exons. Gene Ontology annotation, molecular function: enzyme regulator activity.